Messenger RNA from Coniosporium apollinis CBS 100218, 930 nucleotides. RefSeq lists its product as uncharacterized. The transcript is spliced from 2 exons. The record is from RefSeq and is a predicted model, not a curated record. The coding region runs from base 1 to 930 and encodes 309 amino acids. NCBI's taxonomy places the organism in Eukaryota, Fungi, Ascomycota, Dothideomycetes.
AUGGCGCCCGACCUCAAUUCCGUCCCUGCAUCUCCCCGCAAUGCAUCAGCAACCACCGCUCUGCCUACCUCCACACCCUCUCGACCACCCCCCUCCUCCCGCCAUUCCUCUCAGCCAACCUCCCGUCGAGCUUCGCAAAUCUUCCCAAUGAGCCCGCCGCCGCUUCCGCUAGCUACACCAGGGGGCACCAUCCCUACUUCCGCUCAAUUCACCCACCAUCCCUUCCCACCACUCAGUCCAAGCGUCAGCGGCACGAUCGGAGGCCCCACGACCGCUCACACGAGCGUAGAUGCAGCGGGCGUGCCCAUGAGACAUCCGCGCCCGCUGACGGCGGCGGAGUUGCAUCUGGAGCUUGAGAAGGAACAGGAGGCUGUUGUCAACCGCCUAACGCGCGAACUCUCCUCCCUGCGCGCCCACUCCGCCUCCGUCGCCUCGACCGCCUCCUCCGCCUCCGCGGCCCCGUCCGCACAUUCCUACCUCGACACCUCCGACCACCCAGGCGCGACGCACCCAACCUCACGCCGGCAGCGGAGCUCCUCGUCCGCCAGCCGCGCGGGGUCCGUGUCUGGCGGGUCGGGCUAUGCUGGAGCGGGUGCGCAGCAGAGCAUGACCCUGCCGAUCCGCACGCCUUCGUACUCGAGCAAUGUGCUUGCGACGCCGAGGUAUGAGGAGGUGGCGCUGCAGCGGCAGGAGCUCGAGGAGGCGAAGAGGGAGAAUGAGGCGCUGAGGCGCAGGAUCAGGGAGUUGGAGGCCGAGGUUCGGCGGAGGGGGAGUGUGGGUGGAGAGGCGAGAGCGUCGGGAGGUGCACAGAGUAGUGGUGCGAGUGGUGACGCGAGCAGGAGGGGAACGGGAGCUGAGGGGACUGAGGGUGGUGCUGCCGCUGCCGCUCCUGUCGCUGUUGGGGUGGCGGUGGGUGAAAAGAGGGAAUGA